Molecule: messenger RNA, 1281 nt
Organism: Ambispora gerdemannii
Lineage: Eukaryota; Fungi; Glomeromycota; Glomeromycetes; Archaeosporales; Ambisporaceae
Source: the annotation of a GenBank genome assembly
AUGUACAGAAUUAAAAAUGUCAAUAAUAUUAAAACCAACUUUAAUGAAGGCAUUUUCCUAAAUCGGUUUUUCUCAAUAUUUGAUGUUAGUUCUAGUUCUAAAUUGAAAUGGAAUUCGAAAUAUUUUUAUACAAAUUCCGCAUUCACACCACCCACUACUACUCCGCCAACAUCAAUACACCCAAAACAUUCUGCUCCACUUUCACCAGCAGUCUUACAUCUACUUACACUGAGCGGAAUAAGUGACGCCACGAAAAUCACGGCAACCGGUCCAAAAGGACGAUUAUUGAAAGGCGAUGUGUUGACAUAUCUUGGGAAAAUAGCUCCUCGAAUCAAAACUGCAAAGGAACAAGAAAGAGACGUGGAAAAGGAUCGUACAAAGCCUUCGCCGACAGUGGCUGCGCCAAUAAAGUCAACACGUGAAUCAUCCAAGUACAAAGAUUUGGAUAUUUCUUCGAGAAAAAAAGUCGAAGCCUCCCGAUUGAUUGAAUCAAAAUCAGCGAUACCGCAUUCUUAUAUCUCAAAAACUAUCAACAUUGAUGAAUUUUUGAAGUUUAGACAGACAAUUAAUGAACAACUCAAAACAAAUAUAACAAUGAACGACUUUUUUGUAAAAGCUGCGUCGAUAGCACUACACAAAUCACCUGAAUUCAAUGUGCACUACGAUCCAACCUCCGAAAGCUUGACUUCAAAAAAUACCGAUAUUGAUAUUUCUGUUGCUGCACCAUCUGAAAUUACCCAAACUGUCAUCAGAAAAACAGAGGAGAAAGGAUUAAAGACCAUUUCUCAACUGAUAAAAGAGUCAUCGAGUAAAGCAAAAGAGAGUAAACUUUUGCCGGAAGAGUAUAAAGGUAUGCUUGGAGUAGAUGAGUUCACAGGUAUUAUAAAUCCGCCACAAUCUUCCAUACUGGCAAUUGGUAGUGUUCGUCCUGUUACCGAAAUCCCCGAUGUUACCGAUAAUACAAAUGAUUCAGAUGUACUGGAUUAUCUUGGUUCUAAACCUGAUUCGAUAUUGUCUUCAUCAUCGUCGCUAGAUGAUGAUGCAUUAGACAUUAUAGAGUAUCUUGGCGGGAUAAUCCCGUUACCCAAAAACAAAAGCAGAUCACCCUCUAUUGAGUCACAAGAAAUGAUUCAAAAAAGACUUUCACCACGCGUUGACACAAGUUAUAUUAUUAGUGUACAAUUGAGUAUCGAUGAGCGUGUGGUGAAUCCAGUGGUUGCUGCAGAGUUUUUGGAUCGAUUCGCUAAAGUUGUUGAGGCACCUGAGCGUAUUUUGUUGUAA